GAGCGUUCAGAUGAUCAAAGGCGAUACGUCAUUGCGCGCUGCAGCGAUUGGCUGGAUUCUGCUCCUUUUUCUCCAGAAUUUGCAACCGCGACCGGUCUUCGCCUCCGGAGCAGCGACAUCCCUACAGUAGAGGCAGGUGGACUUGUUUCCCCUCAAGAGAAAUGAAGGCAAUAUAGCGCGCGCAUUCGGCAGGGGUGGACAUUUCUAUUCGCUUUCGCCUCCUCAGUUUUUUUUCUCCCCCUGCAAUACAGACACUGGACUAAAUGAGUGCCCGGACCUUGGAGAGACUGGCGCUUUCCAUUCCCCACUGUGCCUUAAACGGAACCGGCAAUGGCACCUGCUUCGACCGGGUGGAUCAGCUGUUCCAGGCGUUCUCCUCCACCGCCGUGCUUUUCGUGCUCAUCACGAUGAUUAUCGGGAUAAUAUUCGUGUCCGUCACCACCUUCCACUUUCACAAAAGCAAGAUGAAGAAGCGCAAGAUACAGAAAGCGCAGGAGGAAUACGAGCGCGACAACUGCAGUCCCAAAGCGGCCAAAGGAAAGCCGGCGGUCCGGCAGUGCAUCAUGGUGAGACCCCCUACGGCAGUGCGGAAAAGUGAUCCAGAUCCCGGCCUGACGGAGGACACUGGACUCUCAGGACAUCAGCCGAAGGAUGAUAACUUGUUGGAAUCGGUCGCUGUGUCUUGAUAACCCAGCCUUCAGGAGGACCCUGUAAAUAACCUCAGUACCCAUAUGAUAUUACCUACGGAAUAUAUCGAUUCUUUGUAUAAGCAUUAGAGUUGAUAAGUUUUCAUCAUAGAUCCCGAAGGAGCCCUCUGGAUGCUCAAAAAGGAGGAAAGAUUGGGGGAAAGGCAAUGCUGACGGAAUGUCUAUCAUAAUUUAGAUCAAAAAUGGGAUCCAAUCAAGAGAGUGCUGGAUUAAAGUCUCAUCUUGGAUUAAAUUAGCAAAGUCUAAAUGAGUUGAUUUUAAUAGACAGUACUGGAAUGUCCAUCAUAAUUAGGAGACAAUAAGGAGAAACUGACAUUAAUUAUCUGAAAGGAUACUAAACAUGAAUGGGAUUUGAUCAUAAUUUCAAGCAAACUGAAAUGGGCUCAAUCCUGAGUGAGAACCUGAUAAAUGAAUGUAAUUGAGAAUACAUUAAUGAGUUGAUCUUUUAGCAGUAUUUUAGGAUGACAGUGAUGCAAUUACUGAAAUACUGUAUUAAUUGGUUAAUCCAAUUGCAUACUGAAUAAUUAAACAUUGUAAAAAAUUAGGAUGAGAUGGGGAAUUGAAUUCCUGGGGAGAAUAAAAUAGACAAUCUAAAAAGGGUUUUAUGAAAUAAUAAAAACUAAUUAGGAGUCAAUCCCACCCCCCAAAAAACACCAAUUAAGAACACAUAAGCAUCAAAUAGUUAAUAAACUCGUAUAGAAAUUGAUGAGAAACCUCUUAAAAAUCACAACUGUUUCUCUUUUGUGAAAAAAAAAAUCUUGGGGGAAAUAAAUAUUGAUCAAAAAAUAUAUGAACUAAAUAUAAAUGACAUUUACUUUAGUUCCAACCCAGUCCCAACUGGAUUAAACAGCAAUCCUCUACAAAUCUAAUUAUUACCAUGACUCUGAUUUUGAUAUAUUUAAGAGUCAACUCAUAUGUGGAUCCAAUGAAACCUCUCUUCAAUCCAAAAUGUGAAUCCUCUAAGAACAUCCCACUAUUCUCAAGCCACAUUUAGCUCAGAAUUACAGCUAAUCCAUGCACUAAUUGGCUGUAUCCCAUUAGCGUUACCUACAAAUUAUGAUAGGCAUUUCUUUGGGAUACAUUGUUCGUCUCGUCCACUCUUCUUUAUAUCGCUGUGCAUCCAAUGAGGAGGAAUAAUUGUAAACAGGGCCAUCACCACUGACAAACUACGGACCUACUGACAGUACUUCAGAGUUUAUGACUGACGCUCUCUUGUAUAAAGUCUGUACAGACGCUGGGAUAAAGACAAUGGUCUUCUUCAACACAACUCGCGAUGAUUUGCCUUUGUUUGAGUUUUAGGCAGCGUUCUUGUUUCGUUUGACAAAUAAACCUCCUAAAUUGAGAUUUAAUCCUAUAAUCUCGGUGGCUUUUUUUUUUCCAGGUAGAAGUGCAGUUCGUGCCAUUCUGGCUUGGCAUGAACAGGUUUAGUGUUUUUAACCCCUUAAUCCCCGAGACUGUUAAUGUGCAAUUGCAGCUCUAGUGGUAGUAGUAUAGCCUAUAUUGUUUCGUUCAUGGCACUGUAUAAUCAUAGUAAUAUUUAUGUAACCUGGGGCAUUUGGGUUUUGUGUUACAGCUCUGUAUUAACGCUCCUUUUUUUGGCAUUUCCGCUCUAGAUGAAUAUAACACUUAUGAUCAAGUACUCUAUUUUUUAUUAUUCUAGACUAGCGUAAUGAUCAAUAAGUAAUAAGACGAGAUUUUAAACAAGUCAUUUUAUGUAUUUCCUUGACAUUGUGUUUUUAACGGAAACUGGAGCUAUAGACCGGAAUAUCACGUAUUGUAACAGAUUGCAGUUUGUUUUGAUUUUGUUCAAUGCAUUCGAUUUUGAAUUAACAAUAAAGUAUUGUGCAAAAAA
This is a messenger RNA of Danio rerio (zebrafish), 2559 nucleotides long. NCBI's taxonomy places the organism in Eukaryota, Metazoa, Chordata, Actinopteri, Cypriniformes, Danionidae. The record is from RefSeq and is a predicted model, not a curated record.